Messenger RNA from Octodon degus (degu), 3077 nucleotides. It is a transcript of the gene Slc10a6, whose product is annotated as solute carrier family 10 member 6. Gene Ontology annotation, biological process: bile acid and bile salt transport. Gene Ontology annotation, cellular component: membrane. The transcript is spliced from 6 exons. The coding region runs from base 425 to 1612 and encodes 395 amino acids. The record is from RefSeq and is a predicted model, not a curated record. NCBI's taxonomy places the organism in Eukaryota, Metazoa, Chordata, Mammalia, Rodentia, Octodontidae. Gene Ontology annotation, molecular function: bile acid:sodium symporter activity.
CCGGAGUUAGCCGGUCUCGCAUCACCGUUCCUCCUGGCUCUUUAGAUCCCGACCGGCUUUGGAAAAAUAAUGUCUCUGCACUCAACCUCUUUUCCUGGAGUGCAGUGUCACGCUGGUGACAGAACCUGGCCACUCCAUUAGACGAUGACGCCGCUGUCUCGUUUCUCCUGAGUGUUCACUGGGAGUAAGAGCAGAGGGAAAGAGCCUUGCUGAGAACGGUGCAUCGCACGCCUAGGCCUCUGCUCACAGCUUUUAUGAUGCCACCUGUGAAUGCCUCGAUCAGAGUAGGAUGAGUCACCUGGCCGGCCAAUUGCGACUGCGGCCGUUCUCCACGCCUGACUUGGUGGCACUGUUAUGAAGUGUGGCAGGAUAGACCUGCACAGCUGUCACUGUCAGUGUCGGCUCACUGGGAUGCUCGGUGGAGAUGACAGCCAACUGCUCCAGCAGCUCUGCCUGCCCUGCCGACAGCUCCGAGGAGGAGCUGCCUGGGAUGCCAGAGGCGCAUGGGAGCCUGGGACUGGUCUUCACCGUGGGGUCUGCUGUGAUGAUAGCCAUGGUCAUGUUCUCUCUUGGGUGCUCUGUGGACAUCCAGAAGCUCUGGUGGCACCUCAGGAGACCCUGGGGUGUUGCAGUGGGACUGGUCUGCCAGUUUGGGCUUAUGCCCCUGACAGCCUACCUCCUGGCCAUCAGCUUCUCUCUGAAACCAGUGCAAGGGAUCGCUGUUCUCAUCAUGGGGUGCUGCCCCGGGGGGACCGUCUCUAACAUCUUCACCUUCUGGGUGGAUGGAGAUAUGGAUCUCAGCAUCAGCAUGACAACCUGUUCCACGGUGGCUGCCCUGGGAAUGAUGCCCCUCUGCCUUUAUCUCUACACCUGGUCCUGGGAUCUGACCCACAGUCUCACCAUUCCGUAUCAGAACAUAGGGAUUACUCUGCUAUGUCUGACCAUCCCAGUGGCCUUUGGCAUCUAUGUGAAUUACAAGUGGCCAAAACAAUCGAAAAUCAUCCUGAAGGUCGGGGCCAUUGUUGGUGGGCUCCUCCUCCUGGUGGUCACAGUCGCUGGUGUGGUGCUGUCAAAGGAAUUCUGGAAUUCAGAUGCCAGCUUUCUGACCAUCAGUUUCAUCUUCCCUUUGAUUGGUCACAUCUCGGGCUUCCUGCUGGCUCUCCUUACCCGCCAGUCCUGGCAAAGGUGCAGGACAAUUUCCUUAGAAACCGGAGCUCAGAACAUUCAGAUGUGUAUCACCAUGCUUCAGCUGUCAUUCACUGCUGGGGACCUGGUACAGAUGUUUAACUUCCCCCUGGCCUAUGGGUUCUUCCAGCUGCUGGAUGGACUGCUCAUUAUUACAGUGUAUCAGGCAUACAGGAGGCUGAAGAACAAACACAGACAGCAGAGCCGGGAUUGCGCAGAGGCCCCUGCUGAGCGGACAUCUAAAGAGACCAGUGCUUUCUUGCAGGGGGCUGAAACGUUGGCUGCAACCUCUGGGCCAUCGGGGCCGAGUGGCCCUCUCACUUUUUGUGAUCAGUGUGAACUUGCUGGCCAGACAGGCCCCAGCCCUCCAGAGCAGCCAGGAAAGAUGGUGGGAACUGCUGGCUGGACGCCCCUGGCAGAGCCUUGAAGCAUCAAGUGUUAGAAAACUUGUUUGUGUUUUUGUGCAGAUUGCAAGCUGCAGUCGGAUCACUUUCUGAGGUGUUCUGCCCUUUCAGGGGGCUCUUUGGGGUGCACAGGUUAGGGUCACUCUGUGUGCCUGCUUUCCUGGAAUAGAGGGUGCACAGGGGGUGGGACCUUCAAUGCCAGGGGCACCGCACCCUUCUGUGGGUUUGCAUGCAACAAGAAUCAGGACCCAGGCAGACAUGGUCUCUGAUGCAGGCUUGAGCUCAGCCUGGGUCCAUGUCACUUCUUGAGCCAGGGCAGGUCCUUGUGGCACUCAGGAGAAAACUGUAGCUUUUACCAAAAAAUGGAGCUCUUUUUUCAAACCACUGUUACUUAUGAAGAGUCGGAAUAUCUUUUUUGAUCACAGACACUAUGGAAGCUUUGAGGGCAGUUAAAGAAAACAUGGGUUCAAGAAGCAAAAGCUUGUAUUGUCACUCCCUAGAGACCCACACCUCCACACGCAUCCUGAUCUGUGUGUGCACAGAGUCCUUUGAAGAACAUGAGAAUGGCCCAUGCCUGUGCUGCUUGGCAGGGCAGAGGGGGCCAUCACAAAGGCUUUCUACCCACGAGCCUGACCUACCUCACUCUGCACAGUGGCAGAGCCAGGGAAGCGUCACCAUGCACAUGAGGAGGUAACUCCUCACCCAGCUGUAGUCACAGCCAUCCACAGCGCUCUGUGUGUGGGUGCCGUGGUGCCCUGCACUGGCACUGCCACUGCUUGCCAACCCGGCUGUCUGAUGCUGGCUCCCUCUCCCCCCAGGACCUGGGCUCCUGCAGGCUUGCUGGACCAUGGGAAUUGUAAAACACCUCCCUUGAAACUCAUUUGCAAAAUCGGGCAUGAAGCAGAGUACUUGGGGCCUUUGCCCUUUGCUGGUGUCUGUGCUGCACUGUUUCACUUUAUGGACAGUAACAAAUCCCAGUGGUGACGGUGCGUCUGUCCCACACAUGGCCAGCACUUAUUGUCAUUUAUCUUCUUUUUCUAAUGUAAGGUUUUAUAGUUUUUACACAUUCAGCUUUGUUUGUCUUUUAAAAUGUUUAAAAAUUCUAAAUAUUAGAAUAUUUAUAUUUUUUGUAUGGCACAUGACUCUGUACAAAUGUACUCAGCUCCUUUCGGGAGUCCAUAUGGGGACACAACACACUUAUGCACUGCAGCGUGUGCGGAAUACAGCCUGCAGUAGGUAAGCCUGCACUUCUCUAUGCUGACAUCAUUAAAGAUACUUUCCCCUAUGUUUUUGUAUUCCUUUGAUGGUCUGAGUAUGUACAUAUUUAUUCUAUUUUUGAAUUCAAUUUUUGGCAUGUUAAAAAUCUGAUUUUUUAUGCUUAAUUAUUCCAAGAGUAUAUAUUUAAUCCUUGCCUUAGUCAUUCUCUUGUUGCUGGGACAAAAUACCUGAUCCACAAGUUAAAGGAAGAGAGGCUGCUUUGGGCUGCAA